This is a messenger RNA of Caenorhabditis remanei, 1023 nucleotides long. RefSeq lists its product as uncharacterized. The coding region runs from base 1 to 1023 and encodes 340 amino acids. The record is from RefSeq and is a predicted model, not a curated record. NCBI's taxonomy places the organism in Eukaryota, Metazoa, Nematoda, Chromadorea, Rhabditida, Rhabditidae. The transcript has 6 exons. Gene Ontology annotation, cellular component: nucleus; cytosol. Gene Ontology annotation, molecular function: mRNA 5'-diphosphatase activity. Gene Ontology annotation, biological process: nuclear-transcribed mRNA catabolic process; NAD-cap decapping.
AUGGCUCACGCUCCUCGAAACAUGGGUUCAAGAGCAGGGGCAAGAAACAGAAGAAGCGUGGAUGUUGAAGCCAGAAUCGUCCAAAGCGGCAAUUUUGAAUACACAUCUCACAAUGACGAAGUAACGCCAGGAGGAGGUGGACGUCCUAUGCUAAUAGAACGCAUGAUUCAUCAAAAGAAUGUUUCAAUAGAUGUCAUGGACGGGUACGAUAAGAACGUCAACUCCACUCUUAACCACCAUUCAAUCUACCAUCUGUAUGAAUACGAAGCUCAAACCAUGUUUCUUGAUUCGCUUAUCCCGUCACUCUUCGGAUUUUAUGAAAUCCAAACCCGAUUCCUCUGUUGUCGUUAUGUCAUCUGUGAUAUUGAUGAUUGGAUGGGGAGACGCAAGUCUAUCGAGUUACUAGCUAUCCGCAAGAACGGUGAUAUCUACAUUGGCUCAAACAAGAAUAUGGAUGGAAGAAACGACACCGAAGAAAACAAUGCUGCUGCCUUCGGGGGUUUGAACUUCGCGAAGAAAGUAACAAAGGAAAUCUUCCCAUCGACUUUCCGCAAGCACCACAGUGUAGUGAAGCAUUGGUGCAUUGAAAACCAUCGAUUUCACAGAAAAAUGAAUGUUUUCAUUUCGAGUGUGGCUCGGGCUUUUGAUUCCAGUGGAAACGUCGUUGAAUUGAAAACUGUUAGCUCAAACAGUAUGGGAAAAGUUCAAAAUUUAUCAAGAACAAAGGCCCGAAUGUGGUGGCUGCGAGCCCUUUUGAGUGGUGCCAAUCGCAUUGUUUAUGGCCUCCGUAUGGAUAACUUGAUCGUUAACGAGAUUCUGGAGGCGUCCAUUGAUGAGUUCACCAAGGGACAUUUCCGCUUCUCUGAAGCAGACCUUUUUUCAGAAGUUUUCAAGAUUUUUGAAAAAAUUGACCGAACCAUAAUUGAUGAAGAAUCCAUGUGCCUGAUCAACUUGGAAAAAUUUGAACCAAUGAAAGUCACUUUGACAACCAGCGAAAGCAUCCGCCGAAGCCCAUUUUGGUGA